CUUACUCUGGUCACUCUGCGAUACUCUGGUCACUCUGAAAAUUGGGCAAUAACUUUGCGAACAUAACAUAAAAUGCAAUAAUUUAUUAAAGCCAAUUAACAAAAGUCCUCCAAGAUGCUGUUGACACUUCGAGUGCAAGGAGCUCGGCACUUGGUGAAGUCCACUCGAUGCCUGGCCAGCAGCGCGGCGCCGGAGAAGUCGCCAUCCGCCCAACCACACCUGGAGGUCAAUGGGAGCACGUUCGCCACCGAUGGAUGGACGAACGUUACGCCCAAAAUUCUCUCCUAUCUGGGAGCGAACAAGCACCUGCAGACGGACCACCCGCUGUCCAUCAUCCGCCAGCGGAUCGUCAACUACUUCUACGGAGCGUACCGCAACCAAAGGGGCAAUCCGCUGUUCUCCGUCUACGACAACCUCAGUCCGGUGGUCACUGUGCAGCAGAACUUUGACAACCUGCUGAUACCCGCUGACCAUGUGAGUCGCCAGAAGUCCGACUGCUACUACAUCAACCAGCAGCAUCUGCUGCGGGCCCACACCACUGCCCAUCAAGUAGAACUGAUCUCGGGGGGAUUGGACAACUUGGUGGUGGGCGAGGUGUAUCGGCGGGACGAAAUCGACAGCACCCACUAUCCGGUGUUCCACCAGGCGGACGCCGUGCGGCUGGUCACCAAAGACAAGCUAUUCGAGCGCAAUCCCGGUCUGGAGCUGUUCGAGGAGACGUGGUCCGGCACGCUGGCCGAUCCCAAGCUUAUCCUGCCCUCCUCCAAGUUCAUGGACCAGACCAAACAGCCCUGCCACACCCUGGAGGCCGUCAAGCUGAUGGAACACGAAAUGAAGCACGUGCUGGUAGGCCUGACGAAGGAUUUGUUUGGUCCUCGCAUAAAGUACCGAUGGGUGGACACCUAUUUCCCCUUCACCCAGCCCUCGUGGGAACUUGAGAUCUACUUCAAGGACAACUGGCUGGAGGUCCUGGGCUGCGGCAUCAUGCGCCACGAGAUUCUGCAGAGAUCUGGCGUCCACCAGUCGAUUGGUUAUGCCUUCGGAGUUGGCCUGGAGCGUUUGGCCAUGGUUCUGUUCGACAUACCGGACAUCCGGCUCUUCUGGUCAAACGACAGUGGCUUCCUUUCGCAGUUCAGCGAAAAGGACCUGUUAAAUCUGCCCACCUACAAGCCCAUAUCCCACUAUCCGCAGUGCACGAACGACUUGUCCUUCUGGCUUCCCGACGAUGUGGAGGUGGAUGCCGGCUUCUCGCCCAACGACUUUUACGAUCUGGUCCGCUCUGUGGCCGGUGAUAUGGUGGAGCAGAUCAGCCUGGUCGACAAGUUCAAGCAUCCAAAGACGGGGAAGUCGAGUGUCUGCUUCCGCAUCGUUUACCGCCACAUGGAGCGCACCCUCACGCAGGCGGAGGUAAACGAAGUCCACAAGCAGAUCGCCAGUGCUAGUGUGGAUAGUUUCAAAGUGCAAAUACGUUAGUCAUAGUCUAGUUCCGUUUCAAUUUAAACCAAAAAACACCAGUAAAGAUAGCCAUCAAAGUAAGGUAUUUUA
Messenger RNA from Drosophila gunungcola (fruit fly), 1545 nucleotides. It is a transcript of the gene PheRS-m, whose product is annotated as probable phenylalanine--tRNA ligase, mitochondrial. The record is from RefSeq and is a predicted model, not a curated record. Gene Ontology annotation, biological process: phenylalanyl-tRNA aminoacylation. Lineage: Eukaryota; Metazoa; Arthropoda; Insecta; Diptera; Drosophilidae. Gene Ontology annotation, molecular function: tRNA binding; phenylalanine-tRNA ligase activity; ATP binding. Gene Ontology annotation, cellular component: mitochondrion; cytoplasm.